Choloepus didactylus (southern two-toed sloth) is the source of this 327-nucleotide messenger RNA. Its product is annotated as 60S ribosomal protein L23a-like. Gene Ontology annotation, biological process: ribosomal large subunit assembly; translation. The transcript has a single exon. NCBI's taxonomy places the organism in Eukaryota, Metazoa, Chordata, Mammalia, Pilosa, Megalonychidae. Bases 1 to 327 code for a protein of 108 amino acids. The record is from RefSeq and is a predicted model, not a curated record. Gene Ontology annotation, cellular component: ribosome; cytosolic large ribosomal subunit. Gene Ontology annotation, molecular function: structural constituent of ribosome.
AUGCGGAAGCCAAAGCAAAAGAUUUUGAAAGGCAAGACAGUACUGAAAGGCGUCCACAACCACACACCCAAAAAGAAGAUCCACAUGUCACCCACCUUCCAGUGGCCCAAGGCACUGCUUCUCAGAAGACAGCCCAAAUAUCCUCGGAAGAGUGCUCCCAGGAGCAAAAAGCUUGACCACGAGGCUAUCACGUUCCCCCUGACCACUGAGUCAGCCACAAAGAAGAUCAAAGACAACAACACACUUGUGUUCACUGUGGAUGUCAAGGCCAACAUGCACCAGAUCAAAGAGGCCGUGAUGCAGCUCUAUAACACUGAUGUGGCCUAG